AUGAAGGGGCGGAUGGAGAAAGAAGCUCGAAGCCCUUCACCAGAACCUGAAGACCUGGACUGCGGUCGCCCCGAGCCCUCUACCAGAAUCGUGGGGGGCGCCGACGCGCAGCCGGGCAGCUGGCCGUGGCAGGUGAGCCUGCACCAGGGCGGGGGCCACGUCUGCGGGGGCUCCCUCAUCGCCCCGUCCUGGGUCCUGUCCGCUGCGCACUGUUUCGUGAGCCGCUUCGCUCACGGCACCGCCUGCUGGGCCACCGGCUGGGGGGACGUGCAGGAGGCGGACCCCCUCCCUCUCCCCUGGGUGCUGCAAGAAGUGGAGCUAAGGCUGCUGGGAGAAGCUGCCUGUCAGUGUCUCUAUAGCCGACCGGGCCCCUUCAACCUCACUUUUCAGCUAUUGCCGGGGAUGCUGUGUGCUGGCUACCCAGAGGGCCGCAGGGACACCUGCCAGGGAGACUCAGGGGGGCCCCUGGUCUGUGAGGAACAUGGACGGUGGUUCCAGGCGGGAAUCACCAGCUUUGGCUUUGGCUGUGGGCGAAGGAACCGGCCGGGAGUCUUCACUGCUGUGGCUCCCUACGAGGCAUGGAUCCGGGAAAAGGUGAUGGGCUCAGAGCCUGGGCCUGCCUUUCCAACCCAGUCCCAGGGGCCCGACUCAGGCCCCUGGGAGCCCAUGGAUGAAAACUGCACCAUCGCCCUGCCAGUGUGCGGGAAGGCCCCGAGGCCAGGGGCCUGGCCCUGGGAGGCUCAGGUGAUAGUGCCAGGAUCCAGACCCUGCCACGGGGCACUGGUGUCUGAAAGCUGGGUCUUGGCACCUGCCAGCUGCUUUCUGGAGACCCAGCUCACAAAGCACGUGCCGCCGCCCGGAGACCCGCCGCACGCGCUCUGCCCCGCCUACCAGGAGGAGGAGGAGGCGGGCCGCUGCUGGAACGACUCCAGUUGGAGCCUUUUGUGCCGGGAGGAGGGGACCUGGUUCCUGGCUGGAACCCGAGGUUUCUCCAGUGGCUGCCUGCGUCCCAGAGCCUUCCACCCUCUUCAGACCCACGGCCCGUGGAUCAGCCAUGUGACUCGGGGAGCCUACCUGGAGGACCAGCUGACCUGGGACUGGGGCCCUGAGGGGGAGGAGACUGAGACACAGACUUGCCCUCCCCACACAGAGCAUGGUGCCUGUGGCCUGCGGCCAGAGCCCGCUCCAGUGGGGCUCUUGUGGCCCUGGCUGGCAGAAGUGCAUGUGGCCGGUGAUCGAGUCUGCACUGGGAUCCUCGUGGCCCCAGGCUGGGUCCUGGCAGCCACUCAUUGUGUCCUCAGGCCAGGCUCUACAACAGUGCCUUAUAUUGAAGUGUACCUGGGCCGGACAGGGGCCAGCCCCCUCCCGCAGGGCCACCAGGUAUCCCGGUUGGUCAUCAGCAUCCGCCUGCCCCGGCACCUGGGACUUCGGCCCCCGCUGGCCCUCCUAGAGCUGAGCUCCCGGGUGGAGCCUUCCCCUUCAGCCUUGUCUAUCUGCCUUCACCCAGGGGGUGUCCCCCUGGGGGGCAGCUGCUGGGUGUUGGGCUGGAAGGACCCCCAGGACCGAGUCCCCGUGGCUGCUGCUGUCUCCAUCUUGACACCACGACUCUGUCACUGCCUCCAUCAGGGUAUUCUGCCCCCUGGGACUCUCUGUGUCCUGUAUGCAGAGGGGCAGGAAGACAGGUGUGAGGUGACCUCUGCGCCUCCGCUCCUGUGCCAGAGUGAGGGAGGCUCCUGGGUCCUCGUGGGCAUGACUAUUAGAGGGAGCCGGGAGCUGUUUGCCACCAUUGGCCCUGAAGAGGCCUGGAUCUCCCAAACAGUGGGAGAGGCCCAUUUCUUGCCCCCCAGUGGCUCCCCCUACUGGCCACCUGAAGGCAGCAACCUCUGUCCUCUGGACAUGGCUGGGGCCUCAGGCUCCACUCCUGCUGCUCUGUUCCUGCUGCUACUGACCUCCCUGAUUCAGGGCUGAGGGGUCUGACUCCCUGACCACCAACCACCUCCCCUUCUCCUUCCCCACCCCCUCCAGCCCUCCAUUUGCCUCCCAGUGGGGUUGGAAUGUGACUUAACCGGCUUUCAAUCCCUUUGCCAGAACCUCCAGAGCUUCCCACCCACCUACAAAGGCUUCAGAUAAUUGGGCCUCAGUGCCUGGAUAUUUUGGGCCCUGGAACCCUUGGGGGCAGCAAAAGUGGACAAUAAAGGUGUAAACAAAGA
Messenger RNA from Miniopterus natalensis, 2210 nucleotides. Lineage: Eukaryota; Metazoa; Chordata; Mammalia; Chiroptera; Miniopteridae. The record is from RefSeq and is a predicted model, not a curated record.